UGUGUCGAAAAAGUGACAUUGUAUUUACCUUUAAGUCAAGACUUUUUAAAUUUUAUUUAAUCUUUCAUAAAAAAAUAUAUUAUUCCCAAAUUUGAAAUGACAGCAUUGUUUCACAUUUCAGCGCGUGCGCUCUGAAUGGAGGUCAUUAUGUAACAGACAUAUUUACCCGCGGACAGGGUACAGCAGGAUAAUCUGUAAGGUAUGCUUUUAUAUGAGUUUUAUUUUGUUUUUUUGACGUUUUAGUAUAAAUAUAUCUAUUUUUGUUUGGAUUUGAAGCGGGUCAGCAUCGCGCCAGGGGCUAAUCACAGGUGAACGGAUGGGGGCGGGGUUGUUGGUGUAUGACGUCAGCGGGGACCCAGCGGAAGCUGCGGUAAAUCUGCAGAAAGUUAGGAUUAGAAACUAAAGUCUGGCCGGAUACUAAUGUCACGUUACAGUUUUUUCCGCCACCUUUUAAUUUAAAAAUAUAUUUUCAAGCUUAGAGAACUAAUUUACACCGAGGCGAAUAAUUGAUUGUGUUGUUAUCGGUCACGCGCCCUCACGUGCACAAAGCCUCGCGCGCUUGCAGCUCCAGGACCCAGGCGCCUAAGAAAAAAAAAACGCUCCAUCCACGAGGACGGCGUGUGGGCGCCCGCUCCCGCUUUCUCUACCCCCGGAGGCGCGCGGGGAUGGCUCGGCUGCAGGGUAACCACAAGUGAGCGGGUCAGCGGGAAGGACGCAGGGGGUGGUGGAGGAGGAGGGGGGGUUAGAGCCGCCAGGUCCGGAGCGGAGGAUGCUCGUUUGCCGCAGGCCCCGCGGACGAGAAAUUGGACACCGACUUUCGGCGAAUGGGGUGACCGGGCUGCGUGCUCCGCCGGGGAGGUCCCUGCCUUCGGACGGUACCGGGGAGGGAGCCGCCUGUGCCCGAAUGUAAGGUGAAGGAAGGAGCGGCAAGAGGGAAAAUGCAGACGGAGGAGGAGACGGCCACCGCACGAGAGCCCAUUUUGGAGGAAGGGUCGGGACGAGAGCAGCAAAGGCCGGUCCAACAGUCUCUGGCCUCCUCCCUGUGCAGGGAGUCCCACUGGAAGUGCCUCCUCCUGACCCUCCUCAUGUACGGCUGUUUUGCCACGCUGGCCUGGUGCGCCCUCUGCCGCGUGCCGGUCCUCGGCUCCUCCUCCAUCCCCCUCGGCUCCGACAGCGAGGCCACUUCGGCGGCGUAUUACAACGACAUCCUGCACUUGGAGAGUCCGUGCUCCAGCGGCUACGUCUACAUCCCCCUGGCCUUCCUGGCCAUGCUCUAUGUGGUUUACCUGGUGGAGUGCUGGCACUGCUUCUCCAAGACGGCUUUGCUGGCUCACGCCGAGUUCCAGGAAGUGUUUGAGCGCGUGCAGAGGCUUCAGCAGGCCACUCCCUGUAUUUGGUGGAAGGCCAUCAGCUAUCAUUACGUGAGGAGAACCAGGCAGGUGACUCGAUACCGCAAUGGAGACGCAUACACGACCACGCAGGUCUACCACGAGCGGGUCAACACUCACGCCUCAAGUUCUGAGUUCGACUACGCUCGCUACGGUGUCAAAGACGUGUCCAAAGAGCUGCUGGACCUGCAGCUGCAUCCUGCUGUUCGCCUUCGCUUCACUAAGUGUUUCAGCUUCUCCAGUGCUAGAGCUGAAGCAGCCUACCUCACCCAGCGCGCUCGCUUCUUCGGGGAGAACGAAGGACUGGACGACUACAUGGAGGCCAGGGAAGGAAUGCACCUGAAGAACGUGGACUUCCGAGAGCACAUCCUGGCAUUCCCGGACCCGGCCUGCCCGCCCUGGUUCUCCAGGCACAGGGUGUUCUGGCUGGCCUCGGUGUUCCUCCUGUCCUGGCCUCUGCGGGUGGUGUCAGAAUACCGCACGGCGUACGUCCACUACCACGUGGAGAAGCUGUUCGGGGAGGACGAGGACGCCGGCGGAGGAGGAGGUGGAGGAGGGGGGCUGGGUGGAGGAGGAAGAGGCGAUGGGGUCGAGGGUGGAACGGAGAACGGAGCCCCCCCCGGAGGAAUCAGCAUUGGCCUGAACGGGACGAGCUACCGAGCCAUUUCCCGGGUCAACACGGUGGACAUGACGGAGCUGGAGUGGCACAUUCGCUGCAACCAGCAGAUGGUCCCCAGUUACUCGGAGGCCCUCCUUAUGGACCAGGAAACGAGCGGGGGUACAAACCCCACCGCCUCCACCCCCAUUUCUGGACCCCCGGGCAUCACCCCCACCCAGGCCACCAACCCGCCUUCUUUGGCUCUGCCUGUGAUGUUCAACUCGGCGUACCUGCUGCAGACCUGCCCCAGAUGCCGCAGGACCACGUCCAGCGCCAGCCUCCCCUCCCGCCUGAGGGCCCCCAUGGGAACCACGGCCCUCCUGAACGCCACGGUGGCAGGGAUCAGGGCCGGGGGGUCCGGAGGCGGGUCCAUCGGGGGACGCCUGGUGCUCAGCCGGAGCGGGUUCUCACUAGGGCGACUCGGAGGCGGGCGCCAGAACAGCCUGUUUCAUUCGAGGAGCAUGGGAGGAGGUUUGGCAGGAAGCAGGGAGGAAGGAGGAGGAAGCGGGGGAGGAGGGAGCAGUGGAGCCGGAGGGGGAGGGAGUGGCGGCGGCGGGGGGUUCCUGGGGUUAGGCUCCAGACAGAACAACGAGGAAACCAGAGGAGUGCUCGAGGGAGAAGGUGAGGAGGAGGAAGAGGAGGAGGAAGUGAGGAGGAGAGUAGAUGGGGGGAGACAGAGGGACGAGGAGGCGGAGCAAGAGAGUGGAGCGGGAGGAGAGGGGAGGGAGGGGGAGCGAGAUCGACCUCCGUCCUACCAGGACGCGUUCUUCUUCCCUGUGCUCAUCAUUCACGGCGAGGAGAGCUGCCAUGCAGGCGAUGACAUGUGAUGGAGACAAAGACACUCUCCUCAGGCGGGGGGGAGCUGAAGGAACGAGGACAGGGCUAUAUGAGGACUGGAGGGGGGCACAAAUGGAAACGGCAGCAAGGAAAGACGGGGAGAAAAUGUGACUCAUGCCGUCAGUUUGAGUAGAUCUGAUGGAGGGCAAACUUUGAAAAAAGAGAGUUUUAAAAAAUCCUGGCAGCUUUCAAUGCAUUUAGAUGUAGUGGAAAUGUGAAGGGGGGGGGGCAAAGACAGCAGCUUGGAGAAGCCAGAACCUGAAGGAAGGGUCAAAACGUUCCUCAAAGAGUUUGUAGAUCGUUUGGAUUGGAAGUGGAGUCCAACAAUCAGGUGGAAUAUUCAAAAAAACAUGUUUUUAAAGCAGGAAAGUAGAAAACGAAUUUUCAUCACAUCCCCCGAAAUAGAAAUAAAAAAAAUGAACGAUCAGACGGCGCCAUUAACGAGGGUAAACGCUGACUCGCCCUUUCCUGCACCAUCAGCGUCCACUCCAUCCAUUACUGUCAUGAAGAUGAUCAGAAUGACAGGAAAUUCCUCCCUCCGCUCUUUUUUUUCUCCUCUUCUCGUCUCCUUCCAUUCAUUUUCAUUCUAAGAAACUCAUUUGUUGCUUCUUCUAAAAACAAGUAAAUUAAACAGGAAGUGUGACGUAAAAAAAUAGAUUAAAACUGUCCUUCCAGCAUCAACCCGACAGUCCCCACAUGCCCAUUAUUGUUUUUGGAAGUUAAUAACAAUAAAAACGUUCUAAAAUGUUAAUAUAAUAAAAAAGUUCAUUUUAAUCGUAACAAAAACAAAAGAAUAAUAAGGAUUAGGACUCCAAAAUACUAUUAUGCUUUUAGCAGCAAAAGCGGCUGCAGCCUGUGACAUCUCAGAGUAAAACCCACUCACUUCUCCCCUUUUCACGUUAACAACAUGAAAAAAAGACGAUAAAACGGAGAGAAUGUCUUUGCGUGGCUGUCAUUCUAUCACGCGAGAUUUUCUUUGUCCGUAAUGACAACAAUUUAAGAUAAUACAGUGUUGUAUUUUGGCAACCUUUAUUUUAUUUUAUUGCACUUUAAUUUAGUCGCCGUUGUUGAGAAAAACAUCAAAUCUUUAAAUAGCUUGAACAGUCAUAAAGGAGGCAGAACUGUUACCCGGAACUGAUUUUAUAAAAUAUAUUUUAUUUGAAUGAUUUAACACUGAAUACUAGGUUUACAAUCUUGGAGCAACAAAUGUAGAAACAGGAGCUAAUCUAAAUAAAAUUAACUGUUGCUAUAUUGAACAUAAAGAGAAAGUGGCGUAAUUUUCGCACUUGUGGGAAAUGAUCGGGUUGCCAAUAGCGAUCGGGUAGGCGAUACAGGUCGAAUACUCUUUUUAAAUCCAAAAUUCAACUUAAUUUAUACAGCACUUCUCCUGCUUUAGAACACCUUAAAGGGCUUUACAUUAAUUAUAUAAGAAGUGUAACAACUCCUUUCACAACGAUUCGGUUCACAUCAUAAUUUGUGAUUGCCAAUAUGACUCAUAAAUAAUGUUGAUUCAUUUUGAACGAUUCAUCGACCUUGAAGGGUAACCAAACCCUAAAUCAACUUUUUUUUGGCUUUCUACCUCUGGAAAUGGGGGUUUAAAGUGCUGUCAUUGCCACAUUUUUGACAAUUUAAAAUAAACUUGUUUAAUUCAUGGAAAUAUAGUUAAAACCGUCUGUGUGCUGCCCCCUACAGGUUGAAUUGAGGUAUAAAAGUUGAAAAUUAUGAAUGUUCAAACCAUGUAAUUUCAGAAGUCUUUUCUGGCAUUCUGCAACAUGAAAUGUUGAGACGCACUAAAACCUCUAAAUACCUACAUAAUAUAUAUUGGAAGAAGCAUUAUCUCCAUGGCGAUUGAAAAAAACAAACAUUUCACUUAAGUUUUUGCUGACAUGUGAUGCUAAAUUAGGGUAAUUUGGAACUAAUUUGGUUCAAUGUAUAUUUGCAUCAAAAUCUUAAGGAGUUAAGGCAUGAAAAAUCGACCUUUAUGUCUGUAAAUCUGGUCUGCAUGGAAAACAACACCUACGCUAUUAUCCAAAAUGAAUACAUUAGAAUUAUAAUUGCUUAUAUAUUACAAAAAAUAGCUAAAUACAUUAAAUAAAUCCCCCUUUUGUCUGAUUAAAUAGAUCUGGGCUGGCUGUCUCAGGCUGCUGCCCCCUCCUUCUCUGUAGAAGCUAAAAAAAAACUGCUUGAUUCAAGGUUUACCAAAAGUUGCUCUUCCUUGUAGGAAUGCAUGAAAUUAAUCAGCUUUUGUAGAGCAGCGACGGCUGCAGCCAUGUCCCAUGCAGGCGGCGGGGGUUCAGGAGCGUCUUCAAAAACGUCUUUUUCUGAGAAGUCAGCUGAGGAAAAAAAGGCAGCUGGCACAGAAAGAAAAAAAAAAAUCUGCGCUUUGUUUUGUACUUCACGAAGCACAGGUGCGCUGCCGAAGGAGCGCUCGGAUCUCCUCUGCCUCUAAUGGGGGUGAAGCACACUGGAAACACAGACUGGUCUCUACCUGGAAGCAGGGACCUGAUGGACAUAUCCAACCUGAGGAGAAGCAAUUAGGAGGACGCUUUCUCUGGAAACUUCUGGAAAAGUAGAGCAUGACUGCUGACCCGGUUCCACGCUGGAGAACCUCACGCACACCCUGACACACAUUUACAUGCUCUCAAUCUGAUUGGUGGAUCUUCUGUAGCUUAUGGAGACAUCAGACUCAAGUGGGCACAUAGAAACUGAGGAGUUUAUCUGGACAAGCUGAAAAUGUGUUAGGAAAAGACUUUUUUUUUUUUUUUUUUUUAGUCUCCUGGUUUGUGGAUAAUUGUAUUUCAGACAAAAACAGAAAAGCACUAUUUGUUUACAAUUUCAUUUCCCCUUUUUUUAAUCCACCAAAAGGUUUUGCUAAUUGAAGUAUUUUAUUUCUUGAAUUUCUCGCUCCAGCAGUGGAAACUGUUUUUAUUGUCUUGUUUGCACAUUUUUUUUUUUACUUUUGCGUAUCUGUUUGUGAGCCAAGUGUACAACAGCCGGUGUAACGGUGUAUUUAUAUGCUGUUUUAAUAUUUCUGUCAAACGUGUGCCAGCCGCUUCAGGUGUGCCAAGAAAACCCGUCCGUGCCCAUGAUGUCUUACACACGCGUGCAGACCUGCUCACUUGCAUGUUUACUCGGAGCAGUAUAGCGGCCAUCAUAGCAGCUUGUGUUUGGGGGGGGGUCAUCUGUCAGACGUGCACAAACUCAGUGGAGUGGUUUCAAAAUGCUGCCUUUUUUAUCCCGUGUUGCCAACUCCUUUGCUUUGCAUUUCAGUUGAACAAACAGGAAGUGCUAACUCAAAUACACUCUCCUCCCUGAUCACAUGAUUGUUUUUACAUUCGCUUUGUCACAAGUUGGAGGGUUCAAAUCCCCCUAAAAGAAUGUUGGAAGACGUUGGGAUGUUUGGUGGAACCUGCCACUCUGUCUUUGUCCACUAGGUGGCGGCGAAGCCUUAUCUCUUGAGCCGACACAGACAUGUCUUAUCUGUUGGGAGAACACAGCUGCUCGUUUGACCUCCAGCAGCAUGUCACAGGUGUGCCUUCGCACACCUUUCACAACAGCUCUCUUAAACACAAGAUUGUGCGUUUGUCUCAUCCUUCUCCUCUAUCCGUGACUGAAUGUGGCUCAGAGCACCGUCGCUCAUAUUCUCGCUUCUGGUCGGACUUGUAUUUGUUGCUACGCAGCUUUUCUGAUGUCCUCAUCACAAGCAGCGGGAGCUUCGAUGGUUGACAUGUCAGCUCCCGUCAGAUGAAGAUUGCUUCACACUUUGCGACUGAGCCUUUAUCUAACCUGGCGAAACGAUAGACGAAAAAAAACGCGGGUUCGUGCGCAGAAUUUUUAUGACUUCUCCACCUUCCUGCCAUCACUUGACUGUAACAUGAGAUGCUUGAACAAAUAUGAUUGAUGUAUUGCUGUCAGUAGCUUUACUGUUUCUCCUGUGGCCACAGAGUUGGACAAACUCUUAAAAAAUAACUCCUGAAAUUGGUUUUACACAAACUAGCUGGUAAAAGAAAGACGGAUCUGUUGAUCAAACAGAAUCCUUUCAAGAAACUUAAAAUCUGUAGAUUCUCAUUUCAUUACCUGGAAAAAAGCACAUAAAGUAAAGGGUAGGUGUUUUUUUUUUGUUGCAAUGGUGUUCUUUGACAAUAACGAAAUCCUGAUUUCCUUACUAAAUGGUUAUAAAAUGCAAAUUGUGGGUUGCACCCAUUGCCAAGUUUUUGCCAUUGACUUGUGUUUUAAUGUGGUAGCUCCAAGUUCUGCUUUUAUAAACCCGAACAGAGCCUGAGCUUUAGGACGACCUCAAGCUUUUGUUUGGUACAUCUAAUUGGAUAUUGGAGUGAACUCUAAAAUGUCUUUGGAACACAGGAGAGAUUCCAUUUAACAGGAGAACUUGGAGACGGGAUUUAAGAGUCUAAAGAAGAUUGUACCCAAGUAUGUGGGUCACUCCCCCUGUCAGCACCUGGGUACCAAAGAUCGUCUUAUAUAGAUCCAAACUCAAGGUUUCCAGCACCGUACACCUGCACAGAUGGCAUCUAAAGAAGACUGAACUGAAGAAAGUGGGUUCCUCACUCUGUCACCACCUGGGUACCAAAGUCGUCGUAUACAUAUUCAAAGUCAAGGUUUCUAGUUCCAUAGAUCUGCUUGGACGCCGUCUAAAGAAGAUCUUAUCCAAGAAAAGGGUUGCUCACCCUUUCAGCACCUGGUACCAAAAGUCGUCUUAUACAGAUCCGAACUCAAGGUUUCCAGUACCAUAUUCCUGCUCAGAUGGCGUCUAGUGAAUACUGUACCCAAGAGAGUGGGCUCCACCCCCUGUAAGCACCUGAGUACCAGAGGUUCUCUUAUACAGACUCAAAGUCAAGAUUUCCAGUUUCAUAGAUCUGUUCUCACAGUUUCUAAAAAGACUGCACCCAAGAAAUCCGGUUCCUGACCUCACCCUGUCAGCACCUAGGUACCGAAGCUUGUCAUAUACAGAUUUAAAGUCGAGGUUUCUGGUGCAAUAGCUCUGCUCAGAUGGCCAAUCUCCACACUUGUUGGGCUGCCAGGAGACAUGAUUUAUAAUCAGUCCUGUUGUGUGUUAGACACAUGCAACUGAAAUGAGGAACAAUGUUUUAGACAGUUGGACCACAGAUGCUACGUCUUGGAUCAGCUUGUGCAGUUCGUGACCAACGUUGGCUGACUUGAGACAAAAGCUGGUGGAAGCGUGGGAUGACCAGGCUUCUGACCCGGAUUAGGAGGAGGCACCAAGCUGUUGUGACUAUGGAUGGUUCUCCCACACACCACUGAGGCUCCUGUGAACGAACAAGGAACUUCACAUUUAAUAUUUCAAACAAAUAAGAGUUGAGGUCAGAAAAGGCAGUUUGGCGUCAGUAGAGAGGAUUUAAACAUUUUUUUAGAGGUGAAACUCAUCUGGUGCUGUGCUGCAGUAUAAGGAUCAUUUCAAAGAACUGUUGCAACAAAAAAGUUGUCUACCAAACUCAAACUCUUGCAAUGUAUGAAUCUUAAAAUUCAGGAUGCAAAUCUCACAUCAGAUCUCUCUUACGAUAGUUACAUUCAUGAACUUCUCGACGAGCUGCAAUUGGCCAUACUGUUUUGUUUUUUACUUUUUGACUUGAAGCCAGUUUUCAGUUGUGAACACAGCAGUAGCUCUGCUGCGCCUUGUUCCCGAUGUGUUAGUAUCGGUGGCCUUUUUUUUCUGCACUUGAACAAUGAGCCUGUGUGGUGGUUCCAGUCGGCGGUCCUCUUAAGUGCACACGGAGGCGGUAAAUGAUGACUGUACUUCAGAACCACUGCUGAUUAUCACAUCACUGUCACAUGACUGUAAUGUGUCAAUAAAAGUCCAUUGGAGUAUAAAGCAUACCAUAAAUCUU
This is a messenger RNA of Oryzias melastigma (Indian medaka), 8747 nucleotides long. Its product is annotated as transmembrane protein 151A. The record is from RefSeq and is a predicted model, not a curated record. The transcript is spliced from 6 exons. Bases 939 to 2873 code for a protein of 644 amino acids. NCBI's taxonomy places the organism in Eukaryota, Metazoa, Chordata, Actinopteri, Beloniformes, Adrianichthyidae.